CGACCUAAGAAAGUUGGGUUGCGUGACAAAAUAUCGUUCCGCAAUGACGUUUGUAAAUUAUUGCACCAAUCAAAUUGAUAGCUUAUGUCCGCAUAAGCUAAGCAUUAAACACAUUUUUUGAUCUGAACGAUAUAUAAACCAAACACAAUCCCCAGAGUGCACUUUAUCAAAAUUCUUUAUUUUAUUAUAAACAACUUACUUUGAUUUUAAAACACUAUGAAAAAAACACCUGGAACAAAUAAGUUCCGUGCAAAACCUGCUUUACCGCCUCAGGAGCAAACGUGUGUGUUAUGUAAAUACAGUACAAUUAAUCGACACUCUUUUAAAGUGCAUCAAAGAUCAGGACACCACUUAGAACUUCUGGAGGCGAUUCAGUCCAAUCAAGGAUCACUACCUGCCAAUGACAUCCAACAACACGAAUCUCGUAGUUCUGAUAUGGAGUCCAUUGAAAGACCAAUCCAACCUGAACGCACUGCCAAACCAUUGUCUGAACAUGCAAAUGAAUUUGAUGAAAAUCAAUAUGAUGAUUAUGAUGGUGACGGUGAUGAUGAUGGGCGUGAUGAUGGUGAAGAAGAAUUCGAUGGUGGUAAUGCCUUUGACCAUUUCAACAAUGAUUUUAACAACGGAGGGGAAUCUGAUAAUGAUAGCGAAUCUAAUGAACCUCCCGUUCCUGUUGACGACGUCAACAACGGCUCUAGUGGUGAUGGUGGUAAUGGUGGUGAUGAUGGUGAUGAUGGUAGUGAUGAAUAUCUUGAUUUGAGUGGUGAUGUCAACGACAAUCCAGCAUAUCCUUUCAAAAAUGAAUACAUAAUGCAUGCCCUUCUUUUCUUCAAGUCUGGUAGCUUUAAGUAUUCAGAAGUCCAAAUCAAAUCAGUUCUUGAUUUUGGUAAAUAUAUGGCUGAAAUUGCAAUCAAAGAGUACAGAGCUCAACUAGCUUUGGAUCCUUCUGAUGUUAUAUAUGAUUUCCGUGGUUAUUUCAUUCCCCACAGCGUUUCCAGAUUUCACAAAUCCAAGAAAAGUUGUAUACCUUGUUUUCCUCAUGCUCCCCAUUGUGCCAAAGAUGAUAACGGCGGACUUCUUGUCGAACCUACUGAACCUGCCACAUCAACUAGCACAUCUGGUACUGCUACAGCAGCUGACGCUUCUGCUCCUGCUCCUGCCUCAACCUCUGCUCCUGCCAAUACCUCUGCUCCUGCCAAUACCUCUGCUCCUGCCACUGAUCCUGCUGCAACAACAAAUACAACUGCUUCUGCACCCGCUGUUCCUGUUGUUGUCGCAUCAAAGCCUGACUUGUUUCUCAAUGAUGUAUCUGAACACUUGCGACUUCUCGUAGGUAAUUCCUGUAUGUCUGGUUUCCUGUCACAUCUUCCUGAUCGAACACCUAACCAACGAAUCAAGCUAAGUGAAGGUGAAAAGUGGAAUUGUGAUAGAUUGUUUGAGCAUCCCAUGAUAAGUACUGGUCCAAAUCUUCAACUCUGGGUAUCGGAUAAAGUCUCUUUGCUGUCUGAGAGCAAUAUUCCUCUUCGUGAUCGCCAAUAUUUUAAAGUGGCCAAGAUAUUCCAAAUAUCAAAAGUUGUGAACGUUGAUUUGUAUCCAAUUAAACCCGAUAAUAAUCUUGGAAUUUGCUGUUUAUACGACAUUCUUCUCAACUAUCCCAUAACCGACUUUGACAUCAAUAAUGUCUUUCGUGCCGAACAUGAAUCCUUCGAUGCAUUUACCAGCUUACAACAUAUAAACGGUGACGAUUAUCAUUGUUCUAGAGAUGUUGUUGCUAAUACUCGAUUGAUUCGCGCUCACCAGGACAUGAUUGAUACUGGUAAUAAGUACAAGCGUCCGCUGCCAAUUAGAUCACGUAUAAAAAGCAUAAAUCCCAAUUCGUCAAACUACCAGGUCGUUAGAGUAAUUCCGUACAACCUUUGCUCUGAUGAUACCAGUGGUAAUUCCACAUCAAAAUGGAAUUGUUUUUAUUCGUGGUCGAUGAAUCCCGCCGCUGUUCCUCUUAGUGUUGCCAAUCAUUAUUUGAAUCAAUUUUUUAUAUAUGGAUCAAAUCGUCAUACUGCUAUGGAACAGUUGCCUUCCCUUGUCCCCGAUUUGAAGAAACUGGAAACUGGUCUGCCAAUGUUUGAUGCUAUGUUCAAGGAAGAAGUCUUUGUUGUUGCUCCUCUUUUGUUUAUCAAGGCUGACAAUCCUUGUCAUGCCGGUGUUACUUGUUUGAAAGCUUCAACAGCUACUUAUCCGUGUAGAAAAUGCUUCUGGUGUCGACAUGCUGAUGCUUUUGAUCCUAAUAGAAUUACCACGGCCGAAGAACACAUGUCAGUUCCAAACGAUGACUCGAAUAGUACGGAUUUCUCGAUACGUGUUCGUAACAAACAGGGUGAUUAUAUCAUGGUCGAAAACUUGAAGGACCUCGGCUUCAAGGAAACUUCUGGCAAAAGGCUUUUGACGUUGUCUUCUUGGGAUUCUAGCAAGGAUACACCGGUAGAAAUUCUGCAUGGUCUAUGUCUCGGUUUAAUCAUAUACACGUUCAACAAAGCUCCUGAUUGCUUUUUCGACAAGAAGCAGGUUGAUCGCAUUAGUUAUUUGUACUUCAAACUUACGAUUCAGAUGCUCCCAAUUGUUCUCAGAGUUGCUCGUGACCACAUUGAUUUCCUCAACCUUUGUAAUGAUCAAUUCCACCGAAUGCUUGGUGAGCUUUGCUCAUCGUGUUAUAACUGUGAAAUACAUAAAAACUUUUCUGCCUAUCUCGAUUUAUUGCGUCAAUACGUUGAUGAUACUGUUAUUGAUCUGGAUAACCUUGAUCGUACCGUUGUUCCCAGUAACCGACGUACUCGUGGAGAGCCAGCAACAGCAACGACAACUGCCUCAGUGCGCAGUCAAACUACUUUUGAAGAGAUCUAUGGUCUUUCUGGUGAACAAUGUAAUGGUGCUACGAUUCCAUACGCCAAAACUGGUGGUUCAUUGUGUAAUCGUUUAAAGACUCAUUUGAUAGUCCAUUUGGUAGAGGAUUGUCUUCAAUUUGCUUCUACUGUGCUUCUCGCAACUGAAAAGAACGAGCAAUUCAACAAACGCAUUAGGGCAAUUGUCAUGAAGACCAACAAACAAAACCCUUCUCGUGAUUUGGCUCUUAUUAACGGUCGUGAGGUAAUGCUGAGAAGUAUUGCGAUGGGUCUUGUUUGGGAUAAGGGUAUGAAAACUCGUGGUAGUCUGGUCAAAGCGUGGUUCGAUAGGUUCAGUGAGAACAUGUACUAUUCUGCUAAUCGGGAAUUUGGCAGUACUGAAUAUAUUGCUGGAAAGAAGAUUGCUUUGAACAUGAUGGCUAUUCUCGAUGUUGACUUGGAUUCUCUUGGGGGCGUCCUGAAGUAUAAACUGACUGUGGUGGAAUCACUUGACAUGUCUCAGGAAACUGAGAUUGACACUGUCAAGUAUUCUCUUAUCAACAAGUCCAAGUUCGGUACUUUCUGGUGGCUUCAUAACACUAAUCGUUAUUUCAAAAUUUUAGAAAAUGAAAGAAACUAAUCAUUUUGUUUUUUUUUACAUGUCAUUUUUUCAAAAAAAUCAAAGUCUCGUCCAUUUUGUUAUCCAAUAAAAAUGCUUAGC
Messenger RNA from Mucor mucedo, 3597 nucleotides. RefSeq lists its product as uncharacterized. The transcript has 6 exons. Lineage: Eukaryota; Fungi; Mucoromycota; Mucoromycetes; Mucorales; Mucoraceae. The coding region runs from base 217 to 3516 and encodes 1099 amino acids. The record is from RefSeq and is a predicted model, not a curated record.